Molecule: messenger RNA, 2070 nt
Organism: Sclerotinia trifoliorum
Lineage: Eukaryota; Fungi; Ascomycota; Leotiomycetes; Helotiales; Sclerotiniaceae
Source: the annotation of a GenBank genome assembly
CAUUGCCAUUUUUCUUUAUUUUAAUUUUAUCCCAACACUCCAUUCAUUUGGAAUUAUUUGGAAGUAUUUUCAAACUUUCGAUUCCUAUUUAGGGUAUCGAUAUUGAAACGACAUGUCCUAGAACACAUACUACCUUUCUUUUAACCUCCCUUCCCUCCAAAACAGUCAAAAUGGAUAAAAUAAUUGAUGCACGAUUUGAUCGUGUAGAAAAAGCUCUUGCCAACUUGAUAGCUUCAAUUUCCAAAUACAGCCCUGUUCCAGCUCUGGCCCAAGACUUAGUUCUCGCGGAUCAAGAACUUAAUGAUGGUCUAUCACUUCGUAUGUUUACUCUCCACGUUUUCCCUGAACUCUCUUGAUCCGACUGUAUAUUAAUACAAUUCCUACAGUAAAUCAACAUCAACAAAAUACCCACAUCCUCACUACUCUACACGCCGAUUCUGCAGCCCUCGAUGCCCAAAUUCGCGAGCUUCUUAUCCUUUUAACCAACACGCGAACUGAGCUCAUCAACACUCCAUUGUCCGCAUACCCCGAAAAUAAAAACCCCGUGGAGUACGAAGAACUUCUUAGCUAUGCGCGAAGGAUUUCUAAGUUCACGGUUCCGCCCGAGGCUCGAGUUUUUAAACCAGAAGAUUCAUCACCGAGGCAAGAAGGUGUUGCGACAAAUGGAAGUAGCACGCCUAGUGUUACCGUUACUGGUAACGGUGCGAAUGGUAAUGCUAUGGAUAUAGAUGUCCCUUCUGUUACUCCAAACGGAGCAAAUCCACUUGCUGCAAGUCAAGAUUCACCAUCACAACAGCCUUCUCAGUCAAAAUCUGCCCUUGAUGCCGGUUAUGUACAAUUCCUUAAUACGGGCUUUAAUGACAAAGUAUUCGUGCCAUGGGCUCGCGAAGAAGAUAUUAGGAUGGGUGCAUUAGCAAGCAUUCAGGCACUAGUUGACAGUGGGAUCGAUCCUGAGGGAUGGGACCCUGAGCUCGAGGAACAAAAGAAGAGGGAAGAGGCCGAAGAGUUAGAGAGGCAAGAAGAAGCACAAAGAGUGAAAGAAGAGGAGAGGAGAAGGCUAGAGAUGGAGAGGAGAACUAAUGCUAUGGCUGGUGGUCAAAGUGGCGCUGGCGCCGAGAGGCCAAAGGUGUUUCAAUUGGAUGAGUUUGAUGACGACGAUGACUGAGGGUUAUGAUCAGGAGCCAUGGUAAGUCUAACAUAUAUUCCAUUGCACUUUUAUCGACACGAAACUUUAUGAUGAUGGUAUAAAAAUCGAUUAGUCUUGAAGACAAAAUACAUGGUUACAAAUUUUACGCAUGCGAGCCUCUCUGAUUGUUCAGCUACCUCUUCCCUCAAAUACUAUUCGCAUUAAGAUGGAACAUAGCUAACAAGUUAUCUGUAGGACUAAAUUCAAUACAUAAUAUGUAUGAUCGUUACUAUUUGUACCGUAUUGCUCGGCAAGGCCCUGUGGUAUCUACACCAUAUACUAUGCAUCUCUUUGAUGGAAACCUUCGCAGUGAAUUACCGAGCAUCGUAUAGGCCAGACGCACCAUCGAUGCACUCGGAUAUCUCCAUGGGUAUCAUAUUACCAUGCGGUACGUUCUCACUAAAUAUUUCAACUCUUCCCUCCAUCCCGCGAUGAUUAGACACGAGUUUCAUGCACCACUCAUAUAGCCUUCGGGUCGUUGAUGAGGAACAAACCACUUUUGAGAAUGAGCAAUGGGAUGCAGCAAAUUUUUUUCUUCAAAUAGUUGAACUAUCAAAUUACUUGCGCUGAUCAAUAUAUAGGUAUCACCCUUCAGGUCGCAGAAGAUGAUUGAUUUCCAGUCAUGAACUGCAAAAUGCAAAAGUUCUUUUCGCGGAGAGAUUGGAUAUUUGUCUGAGGCGAAUAUCUGAUUAAACGCAUGAUCAAGUAGGUGUGAAAGAGCUUCGCUUCAGAUCAGAGCAAGAUAUCUACAGGAGACAUAGAUAAUCGUGUCAUGGCAAUGGCAUCUGGGCAUUCAUCUCCGCAGUUUCACAUAGGAAUAGUAAUAAUGAUAAUGAUAAUAGUUUGAGUGGAAUAACAUCUGGGUAUGGUAUGAGAUAAAUAUA